Messenger RNA from Colletotrichum truncatum, 756 nucleotides. Its product is annotated as 14-3-3-like protein. NCBI's taxonomy places the organism in Eukaryota, Fungi, Ascomycota, Sordariomycetes, Glomerellales, Glomerellaceae. Gene Ontology annotation, cellular component: cytoplasm. The record is from RefSeq and is a predicted model, not a curated record. Gene Ontology annotation, biological process: intracellular protein localization; signal transduction.
AUGGUUGGCUACAUGAAGGAGGUUGCCAAGCUGGGCGGUGAGCUGAGCGUCGAUGAGCGCAACCUCCUCAGCGUUGCUUACAAGAAUGUUGUCGGUACGCGCCGUGCCUCUUGGCGUAUCAUCUCCUCCAUUGAGCAGAAGGAGGAGAGCAAGGGCUCUGACAAGCACGUCGGAACCAUCCGCGAAUACCGCACCAAGAUCGAGACCGAGCUUGAGCAGGUCUGCCAGGAUGUCCUCGAUGUCCUCGACGACAGCCUCAUCCCUAACGCCCAGACCGGCGAGUCUAAGGUCUUCUACCACAAGAUGAAGGGUGACUACCACCGUUACCUUGCCGAGUUUGCUUCCGGCGAGAAGCGUAAGGGUGCUGCCACUGCGGCCCAUGAGGCUUACAAGAGCGCUACCGACGUGGCUCAGACCGAGCUCACCCCCACUCACCCCAUCCGCCUCGGCCUGGCUCUCAACUUCUCCGUCUUCUACUACGAGAUUCUGAACUCGCCCGACCGUGCUUGCCACCUUGCCAAGCAGGCGUUCGAUGAUGCUAUUGCCGAGCUUGAUUCUCUCUCUGAGGAGUCUUACCGCGACAGCACCCUCAUUAUGCAGCUUCUCCGUGACAACCUCACUCUCUGGACCUCUUCUGACAGCGGUGACGCCGAGGGUGCUGCAGCCGGCACCACCGAUGCCCCCGCCGAGGAGAAGAAGGAGGAGUCCAAGGCCGAGGAGCCUAAGGCUGCUGAGGAGACUCCCGCUGCCUCCUAA